This is a messenger RNA of Podarcis lilfordi (Lilford's wall lizard), 3530 nucleotides long. NCBI's taxonomy places the organism in Eukaryota, Metazoa, Chordata, Lepidosauria, Squamata, Lacertidae. The record is from the annotation of a GenBank genome assembly.
CUGUUUUCUGCCCUCCUGCUAACAUGGAAGCAACAUGCCUAGUUGUCCUGCUCAGGUUAUGCGUCCAGAUAUUAGCCUUCCCUGUUUACUUGCUGUGGUAUCUGGGUAUCUGGGAACCCCUUUGCAAGAAGUUAUUCCCCUACUUCAUGUCUGUGAUGACAAUCAGUUAUAAUAAGCAGAUAUCCGACAAGAAAAGGGAAAUGUUCAGCAACCUGAAGGACUUUGCCAGUCCUACGGGGGCCCUCACACUGCUGGAGAUUGGUGCGGGAACUGGCACCAACUUUCAGUUCUACCCCAUGGGAUGCAAAAUCAUAUGCACUGAUCCGAACCCCAACUUCCAGAAGUUUCUCAACAAGAGCCUGGCUGAAAAUCCACACGUGCAGGUGGAACGCUGUUUGGUGGCUCCGGCUGAGGACCUGCACCAGGUACCAGCUGCAUCGGUGGAUGUGGUGGUUUCAACGCUGGUGCUAUGCUCUGUGAAGAGCCCCGAGCAAGUUAUGAAAGAAGUCCUACGUGUGCUGAGACCGGUAAGUAGCUCACGCCGUGGGAAGAACAAGGACAAUUCAGUAACUGCAGGGGCAUGUGUAUUAUCGGGUGUUAGUCAAUUCUAUAUCCGUUGGGGAAUCACAAAUGCAGGUAGAUGGAUUCGGAUCCCUUGUUGUUUCUGCGUAACUACAGUUAGGAACAAACAAUCCCACACUCUGUGUUAUUGAGAGCACCUUACACAGAUCUAGACAUGCCUCUUAUUAUUUUGUCCGUUGUUGUUGCGCACUUGUGAAAGACCAAAGCAAAUUUUAAAAUAUGCUUGUCUCUGAUGUUGAAACUGAUAAGAGGGUUGGGCAGGAAAGCCCAAUAUACCUGAAGCAGCCUCUCCACUCCCGUCGUUCAGCCCGGACACUGAGAUCCAGCUCCGAGGGCCUUCUGGCGGUUCGCUCACUUUGAGCAGUGAAGGGAACCAGACAGAGGGCCUUCUCGGUAGUGGUGCCCACCCUGUGGAACGCCCUGCCAAGGAAAUAAACUUUUAGAAGACAUCUGAAGGCAGCCCUGUUUAGGGACGUUUUUAAUGUUUGAUCUUUUAUCGUGUUUUUAAUAUUCUGUUGGGAGCCAUCCAGAGUGGCUGGGGAAACCUGUAUGUAUGAAUGAAUAAAUAAAUAAAUUAUUAUUAUUAUUGUUGUUGUUGUUGUUGUUGUUGUUGUUGUUGUUGUUAUUCCUCCUCCUCACAUUUCAGCCUCUCUGCAUUUGUUUUGUGCCGAUUCCCACCUGCCUUAAAAAAAAUAUAUAGAAUGAUUCAUGUCUGGGAAUGGCUUUUUAAACACAUUAUAGCCUCUCUUUCCUUUCGAAGUAUAGUGAGUAAAAUGUAUCUGUUUCACCCACUGAGAUUUCCUUGACAUCUUCCAUCUCUGCUUACCAAUGAAACUGGCAAAGUCGGGGGCAAACACAAAAUCACCCUUGGCUAAGCUGUUAACUGACUCUAGUGACAGAUCCCAUACCCUCCAACAUUUAUUUGAUGAAAAUAGGGACAUCCUAUUAAACAACAACAGCAGCAAUUGUAUUAUUGGUUGCCCCAACCACUCUGGGUUGCUUUCAACAUACAUAAAAACAUAAUAAAACAUAAAACAUUUUUUUAAAAAUCCCUAUACAGGGCUGCCUUCAGAUGUCUUCUAAAGGUUGUAUAGUUACUUAUCUCCUUGGCUUGGGGGGUCACAUAACUCCAUAUCCUCCAACAUUUCUCUGAUGAAAAUAGGGACUGAGGAAAAGCAGGACAUUCCAGGAUCAAAUCAGAAACCGGGACGUAAAUCUAGGGCUCUUAGCAUAGGGACAUGAUCCAGACCAAACAGUUAUUAUCUUUCUCCCUGCAACACGACCAAUUUGGACAGCUGCCACCAAAAAUAACAUAAGGUAGAAUUAAGUGCAGAGUAGACAUAUUAAAAUGAAUGAACUUCUCUUAGUCCCCGUGAUUACCGUAAUUUCAAUAGGCCUACUUAGUUAAAUACCUGCCAGGGUACUAGGGUGGAUGAAGUUAUUUAAAACCUCUCCUUCAAGCCCAGUGGCCUGAUCAGGAUGUAAAUUGCCCUCACCAGGAAAAGGGAUAGCUCCCCUUUUCAACUCUUACAUCUGUAUGGAUCCAUACUGACUUUUGGUCUUUCUCAGCAUUGGCAUGCAGCUCUCAAAGGGUUUGCUAAGCAUGACUGCAACCUUGGGCCCAAAAGGUUGGUUAGUUACCCCAGUUCAUAAUCCUAAAAGCACCCAACAUAAAUAAACUUUGGAAUUUUGAACAGUUUACAUACCAGUUCACAGUGUACCGGUACUUGAAUUUACAGUUUUCACAAUCAGUUAUUUGAGAAACGAGCCCUUAAACUCAACCUGUUAAUCAUUAACAUGUCCAAGGACAGAACUGGGGUCAAGUUUGACAAUGAUACCAAAUUUUUCACGUUGGUUGAUGCAAAAAGCGGUUGUGAAAAGCUCCAAAAGGAUUUCUCCAAACCAUAGAACCAACUCCUAGGGGCCGAGGUCCCAUUGACCCCACGAAUAAAAUAUUUGAGGGGGCCGAAACCCCCAUAGGUGAUGGGCAAUACGAUUAAAAUGGAGUGUUUCAGUGUACUACUUCUUGUGGUUGAUUAUAUGGGGAGGGGCAUACCUGGCCUUCCCCAAUAUUUUAUUCAAGUUGGCACUCCUGCUCCAAACUGAGCGAAUGCGCAUUAAAAUGGCCAAUGAAGUUCAAAGUAAUCAAGAGUAGAGUGAUUUGGGGGUGAUAAAUAAAAAUAAAAUCACGUAUAACCUCAGAAAUCUGAAUUGGUGGUAAGUGACCAGGGAUGAGACUUUGCAGCCAUAGCAGAUAGUUUGGUGAAGAGGUUGACCCAGCUUGUAGCAGCUGUGAGAAAAGGCAAAUGAUGGAGAUGUGUAAUGUUAUGCUCCGAAUGGAGAAAGUGGACAGAGAAAUCAUAGAAUUGUAGAAUUAGAAGGGAGCCUGGAGAUCAUCUGGUCCAACCCCCUACAAGGCAGGAAUAUGCAGCUGUCCCAUACAGGGAUCGAACCUUCAACCUUGCCGUUCUCAGCACCACGCUCUAACCAACUGAGCAGUCUGUGUUCCUCUCAUAAGACUAGAACCCCAAAGCCAUCCAAUGCAACUGAAUGUUGGAAGAUUCAGGACAGAAUUCAGGGAGGCAGUGGCUGUUGCCAUGAAAAAUUAACAGCACUCUGAUACCAUUAGUGCUGAUUAUGCAAAGGAAUAUCUGAGGAAAUCCAAAGGAGAAUAGAAAGUAACUUAUAUGCAUUCAUUUCUGUUUCUCCAGGGUGGCGCUUUCUACUUCCUAGAACACGUUGCAGGUGCUCCUUCCAGCUGGACUCUCUUCUGGCAGCAGAUCUAUGAUCCAACUUGGAUAUGUCUGUUUGACGGGUGCCACUUGGCCAGAGAAACCUGGAACGACCUGGACAAAGCUGGCUUCUCAGAGCUGAAGCUACGGCACAUACAUGCUCCUUUAAAAUGGCAUCCUACUAGGCCGCAUAUCAUAGGUUAUGCUGUAAAGUAG